UCCACCUCACGCGGUCAAUUGAAGAGAUCUUCCCUUUUGAUCUGUAUAUAUCUCGGAGUGGUGGAGGGACCGAGGGAAGAUUUUCGGCGACCGAGGAAACCACCCUCAUGGACGAUACAAUGUCAGCAAGUCAAGCACGACUUGACUUGGUAGAAAAGUUCGCGUAUCUGAUCGGAUCUGGAGAUGGGUUGGCGCUUGCGGACCGCGCUGUGAGCAGUAGAAUGAGAAAGAUUUGAUCUUGAGUUCGAAACGUGAGAAUACUCUGUAUAUCUCCCGUAGUCUGUACAGGGAUUGACUCUGUCUCCUGCAUCAACAGUCUUGGGUGAAGCUAGGCAGGAGGGUGGAAAGUGAGCACAAACCGUCGUGCAGGAGAGAGGGAGGCGACCCUUUUAACUGUAGCUCUAGCUCUGGUCGAAAGGUCAUUAGACGCCCCUUAAAGGGUUGCCGCCAUAUGUAUAAAUAUUAAUCAAGAAAGGGUCAACAGAAUGUGAUGAUUGUCUAGACGCGCAAAAGUCGUGAAUAGAAUAGUGAAGCCAAGCACCUUCUUUGCUUGUUCUCGAAUUCAAAAAUCAACACCCCCCCAAAGAAGAUCCUGCGGAUUCUGGAUGAAAUCUGUCGGAUCUCGCUUUCCAAACUGUCAAAGAUUUUUCCUCCCCCACCAGGGGAUUCUUACAUCUCUCUCGCACUCCAAAAUGGGUUCCCAUUUGAAUAUUGACCCACCAUCUUGUUCUCUUCGUUCAUCCUUUUCCCCUCCUCCUCCUCCUCCUCCUCCUCCUCCUCCCUGUCGCUCCUCGCCGUUGCUCUUGAUCAAUCGCCGAUCAAAAUGGGUGUUACCACCGAGUCGCAAUUUCACGUCUUGGCUGUUGAUGACAGUCUUAUUGACAGAAAGCUGAUUGAGAGGCUCCUCAAAACCUCUUCUUAUCAAGUGACUGCAGUCGAUUCUGGAAGUAAGGCUCUGGAGUUCCUGGGUCUGAACGAGGAGCAGCCCAGAAACGCAAACACUACCUCUGUCUCUCCAAACUAUCAUAAUCAGGAGAUAGAAGUGAAUUUGAUCAUCACAGACUAUUUCAUGCCAGAAAUGACAGGCUAUGAUCUCUUGAGAAAGAUCAAGGAAUCGAAAAGUUACAAAGACGUACCAGUUGUGAUCAUGUCUUCUGAGAAUGUUCCCUCGAGAAUCAGCCAAUGCUUGGAAGAUGGGGCUGAAGAGUUCUUUCUCAAACCAGUUCAACUAUCAGAUGUCAACAAGCUUAGACCCCAUUUGUUGAGAGGCAGAUCUAAAGAACACCAUCCCAACAGCGAAAAGAGGAAGGACAGGGAAGAGAUAUUAUCACCUGGGAGAACAAGAACAAGAUAUGAUGUCCCUGCAGUGAUUUAGUUUAGAACUAGAUACAGCUGAUGCAGGGUUCUUGUGGCGAACACUCACGGGAAAAGGAAAUUCAUGGUAGUUUGUUGAGAUGUGGUCUAUGUAGAUACUCUUGUCUUCUCUCUCAACUAUAGAUCAUACAAACUUUAUGGUGACAAAGAAUUCUGUUUAGAGAGGAUUCUCUCUAAACGAAAAUUUCAGGGCCUCA
This is a messenger RNA of Syzygium oleosum, 1571 nucleotides long. RefSeq names its product two-component response regulator ORR9-like. Bases 824 to 1375 code for a protein of 183 amino acids. Gene Ontology annotation, biological process: phosphorelay signal transduction system; cytokinin-activated signaling pathway. The record is from RefSeq and is a predicted model, not a curated record. Lineage: Eukaryota; Viridiplantae; Streptophyta; Magnoliopsida; Myrtales; Myrtaceae. The transcript is spliced from 5 exons.